CGCAGACGCCUCCAUCUACAACGUUAUCUGCACUGGCUGUUUCGACUCCUGCAUCUUGGCGCCCCGUCCACUUCUUCCGCGGCGUUUGAAUGGCUCAGAGGUGAACACUCGACAAACGAUGCGAUGACUGCCGUAUUUGUUUCUUCCCAUCAUUCCAUUACACGGCAGCCAGGGUCGAGUAAUGACUUAGGUCCGUUCUUGAAUGUUGUCACUUGGAUUCUACUCAUCACUUCCGCGUUGGCGGUUGUGACUAGACUCAUCACGAAGCGCGCGUUGAGGCGGCGAAUUGAUGUUGACGAUGCAUUUGUUCUUUUAGCUUUGAUUACCAGCAUUGGGUCAGGGGCAUCUGUUAGCAUUCAAGUCGCGAAUGGCUUGGGUCGCGACUUCUCGACAUUGGAUGAAAAGGAUAUUGAAGCCUAUAUGAAGGCUGAAUAUGCCAACAAGAUAUUAUAUAUCGCAACUUUGGCUCUGGCAAAGCUAUCAAUCAUAUCUUUGCUUAUGAUCCUCACCGCAUCAGACAGACACCGCCAUCUGGGUCUUGGGCUGACCGGCUUUAUUGCGCUGUGGGGUGUCGCAUCAGUGAUUGCUACGUCAUUCCAGUGCGGCAGCGCAUAUCCAUGGCGUACAGCCGACGCAGAACGCGACUGUAUUGACUUCAUUGCCUUCUGGCAAGGCAUGGGCGUCAUCAACAUGUUGACCGACCUGGCGCUGAUUCUAUUCCCCGUCCAUGUCAUCGUUACACUCCAGAUGAGCAUGGCUAAGAAAGUCACCAUACUUACCUUCUUUGGAGCGCGAUCAUUAGACAUCGUUGCGACCACUGUCCAGAUGGCUUAUAUCGGCGGAUUCUCCUCUGCCAACCCAACCCGAGAUCUCUGGAAGUGGACACUCGUCACCCAGAUUAUUGAGUGUAUUACCAUUCUCACAUCCUGCGUCCCCUAUCUCCGGCCACUUCUCGAGUCCAUUCCCUCCGGCCUCUACGGUUCUGAUGAGAUACGUCGCCGCGGCACACCGUCUGAGCUAGGUUAUUCGCGCAGAAAGGAUGGAUCGUACCAAUUGAGCAGUACAGAUUCGAAGACUGGUGGUACGAGCCCGCCGAGCCGACCACAGAGCAGGAAGAGUCGCACCGAGAGUAGUAUGAAACGGUUCUUGCCUAUGCUUUCGCAGGAUAGGACUACCCACUCGAACUCGGCUUCUGGUGUGCCAGGCGGUCCGCGUCGACUUGAUGGACGGAUAGAUGUCGAGAUUACAGCCAUGAGAAACAAAUCUGAGAAAGACAAAAAGUGGGAAACGGACAGUAUAGGCAGCAAUUCCAAGAUCUUGAAGACCACUGUCGUAAGUGCUGAAUGGGAAGAGGCGCAACGACAAAGCCAAGAGGCUUUGGUGGAUGAGAUCAAAGUCCUGCGAUAAAGUCAAUCUCGUCCGUCCGGCAAUUCAUCAGCUUCUCAUUGUUCUGUUACGCUUUCUGUCUCUUCAUGUGUGCUUUUUCCAUGACAUGCAUAUCCAGGCACCAGUCACGACGUCUAUCGCUGCGAGCCAUAAGUGAUCUUAAGAUCGUGGGAUCGGCUUGAGGUAUGGCAGUCCCGCGCCAAUGAGUCUGAUAUUGAAACCAUCGAUCCCACCUGGGUCGCCAUGUCUCGAAUGACUGGCCGCGGACACCGUGG
This is a messenger RNA of Macroventuria anomochaeta, 1661 nucleotides long. RefSeq lists its product as uncharacterized. The coding region runs from base 124 to 1407 and encodes 427 amino acids. The transcript is spliced from 5 exons. NCBI's taxonomy places the organism in Eukaryota, Fungi, Ascomycota, Dothideomycetes, Pleosporales, Didymellaceae. The record is from RefSeq and is a predicted model, not a curated record.